AUGGCUCCCAAAACUGCCGCCGCCAGCAAGCCUGCUGCUGAUAAGAAGCGUAGAUCUUCCAGGAAGGAGACCUUCAACAGCUACAUCUUCAAGGUGUUGAAGCAAGUGCAUCCUAAGACCGGUAUAUCCAAGAAGAGCAUGAUGAUCAUGAACUCGCUGGUGAGCGACACCUUUGAUCGUAUAGUCUCGGAGGCCGGGCGCCUUUGUAAGUACAGUAACAAGGGAACUCUCUCUAGCCGGGAGAUCCAAACUGCGAUUCGCUUGGUCUUGCCGGGUGAGCUGGCCAAGCAUGCCGUCAGUGAGGGCACUAAGGCUGUGACCAAGUUCACUUCCGCGUGA
Molecule: messenger RNA, 339 nt
Organism: Perkinsus marinus ATCC 50983
Lineage: Eukaryota; Perkinsozoa; Perkinsida; Perkinsidae
Product: histone 2B variant 2, putative
Exons: 1
Coding region: 1-339 (112 amino acids)
Biological process (GO): nucleosome assembly
Cellular component (GO): nucleosome
Molecular function (GO): protein heterodimerization activity; structural constituent of chromatin; DNA binding
Source: RefSeq, a predicted model, not a curated record